GGUUUUCGGGUGGGCGGUAGUAUUAUUCUCCAAGUGUUGUAGAUAAACGUAUUUAAGCAGCGAUAGUGGUGCUGAGGUUGUGACCUGCUGUGAUUCAGUCUUGCUUCUGCUCCUGUCGCGCUCAGUUCUGUCCACAUUCGACGCUUAAAAAUGAGGUCAUCACUGAAGCUCACAGUCCUCCUGGUUUUGAUUGGAGUCACUCUGCCUUUCAUUGCGUCAGACACUGCACCCAGUGGAGCGCCAAAUAGUGACAAUAACGGUACUGCUCAUACUGACCAUGAAUACAGUGAAGAUACCGAGGAUUCGACGCAUGAAGGUGAUUAUGACGACGACGACGACGACGAUGAUGAUGAUGAUGAUGAUGACGACGAUGGUGAUGAUGAUGAAUACUAUGAUGAUAUAACCACUAAAGUUCCCCGCCAUUAGAUGGUUCUGAAUAUCAUCGGCAAACAUGGGAUUUGCAGUGAGUUGUCAUCUGUAAGUCUAAGCCACUAGUAUCAUCAAAGAUGGCGUAGGGGACUUCAUUUCAAAUUGGGGAUGAAGCUUCAAGGAGUAUAAAGAGAAAAGACAUUAUCCAUGACUAUGUUUCCUAGGUGAAGCCUACACACUCCCAUGUCAAUAUUAGAACCAAUCUAUUGUCACAUGAUCAUUGACAAUUUGUUUGUCUUUUUAACGAGUAAAAAUUAUUUUAAAAAUCAAAACUUCAUUCUUCAGCUUGAAUGCUAUGAUUGGUAGUAAAUAUUAUCUACCACUUGUGCACUUAUUUUUCAUUUUAACAUCAGCUUGUUUUAUAUGUGAUGUAGAAUUUGUUUGUUACACAUUGGCUCGCUGGUUUUUCCAAUAAAAAGGUAGUCCUG
This is a messenger RNA of Macrobrachium nipponense, 857 nucleotides long. RefSeq lists its product as uncharacterized. Lineage: Eukaryota; Metazoa; Arthropoda; Malacostraca; Decapoda; Palaemonidae. Bases 151 to 426 code for a protein of 91 amino acids. The record is from RefSeq and is a predicted model, not a curated record. The transcript is spliced from 3 exons.